Messenger RNA from Callorhinchus milii (elephant shark), 1884 nucleotides. RefSeq names its product long-chain-fatty-acid--CoA ligase ACSBG2-like. Gene Ontology annotation, molecular function: long-chain fatty acid-CoA ligase activity. The transcript is spliced from 12 exons. Gene Ontology annotation, cellular component: endoplasmic reticulum; membrane. The coding region runs from base 1 to 1884 and encodes 627 amino acids. The record is from RefSeq and is a predicted model, not a curated record. NCBI's taxonomy places the organism in Eukaryota, Metazoa, Chordata, Chondrichthyes, Chimaeriformes, Callorhinchidae.
AUGGUUCCAGUGAUUCCAUUUGUUGUAUCAUCCUCCAUUCGAAUUACCCCUGCAAAGCAGCUUUGGGUUUCAAAAGUAAAUGAUUCAGUGAAGAUCCGAAUGGCGGAAUCGGGCCUUGGUUCUGAGGAUCCUCUCACUGUUCACCAAAUGUUCAAGUACUCAGUGGAGAAAUAUCACAACCAUAUCGCUUUAGCUUACAAGCGCGAUGAACAUUUGUACAGGAUUUCCUACUCUAUUUACUACGAGAAAUGCAGGAUGACAGCAAAGGGCUUUUUGAAGCUUGGACUUGACCGCUACCAUGGAGUUGGUAUUAUGGCAUACAACUGCCCAGAGUGGUUCUUUGCCAACAUAGGAGCAAUUAUGGCAGGUGGCUUAUCUGUUGGGAUUUACAUGACAAGUUCUCCUCAAACAUAUCAACAUUUGGCCUUGAAUACAAAGGCAAAUAUUCUAGUGGUGGAGAAUCGCAAAUUAGCAGAAAAAGUCCUCAAGGUUAAAAAUGAAUUGCCCCAUCUCAAAGCGAUUGUUCAGCUCAAGGGUAGGAAGAAAGCAACUGAUCCGAAGAUUUAUACAUGGAAGCAGUUGAUGGAAUUGUCGAACGAUAUAGCAGAUAAGCAGCUGGAUGACAUUAUUGACUCUCAGUAUGCUAAUCAGUGUUGUCUGAUAGCAUACACAUCAGGCAGUACAGGAGCUCCUAAAGGAGUAAUGAUCAGUCAUGAUAAUAUAACAUGGAAUGCCAAUACAUCAGGAAUAAAUAUGGAUUUUGGCCAUAACAAUAGUCAGGAAAGACUGGUCAGUUAUAUGCCCUUGAGUCAUGUUGCAGUACAGAUUAUGGAUUUAUGGAUUCAGAUGGCUUUUGGAGGCCUUACGUAUUUUGCUAAUUUGGGAAAAAAUAAAAACACCAGCAAGCUACCCUGGCAAAUUUGUGGCCACUGCCUGGAGAAGAAAAAGCAUCAUAACUUGUAUUUACAGAACUCCUUUCACGUAACGAAGGCAUCAGUGCCCCUUUGCUACAACGUGGCGAAUGCUCUGGUGUUUAAGAAGGUUCAUGAAGAAAUGGGUUUGGAUAAAUGUACAAGGAAUUUUGUUGGAGCGGCACCCAUUUCUAAACGUACUCUGGAUUUCUUCCAUAGCCUCUGCAUCUUCAUUAUGCCAAUUUAUGGCUUGAGUGAGAGCACUGGUCCACACACAACUUCAAUCUCACAUCAGUGCCAGCCUUUAAGCUGUGGCAAGGUGAUGGAGGGUUGCAAGAUAAAAAUUUACAAAACGGAUGAGAAGUUGGAUGGAGAAAUCUGUUUAUGGGGAAGGAAUAUUUUCAUGGGAUACCUGAAUAUGCCAGAACAGACUGAGCAGACUAUAGAUGCGGAAGGCUGGAUGCACACUGGAGACUUGGGAUACCUCAGUAACGAUGAUUUCCUGUUUCUAACUGGCAAAAUAAAAGAAUUUGUCAUCCUGGGAAAUGGAAUGCACAUUAACCCCUUACCCAUUGAGGAUGCUAUUAAAAAUGAGUUAACAAUCGUCAGACAUGCAGUACUCAUUGCCAUUGCGAAUGAUCUCAUUAUACUUCUGACACUGAAGUGUGAGGUCAAUGAAAACACUGGUGAACCAUCUGACGUAUUGACCCGAGAAACCAUUGCCUAUUGCCGACGGAUUGGGAGUAAAGCCACGACUGUGUCUAACAUUUUAUUCCAAAAAGACCCUGCAAUUUACAAUGCCAUAACAAAGGGCAUUGAGAAUGUGAACAAAAAGACCAACUCAAACAUUCCCAAAAUGAACACAUUCAUCAUAUUGAAGAGAGAUUUCUCAAUUUACGGAGGAGAAUUAGGCCCAACUCUGAAAGUGAGAAGGCAUGUUGUGGAACAGCUGUACAAGGAGCAAAUGGAUUGA